AUGCCCGCAGGAACGCCAUCAGAUCCUGCCAUUAUGCCGGGCAACGAACGACCGCAAAAACGUCCACUUGCCAUAGCACAAUCUCCCCCGGCUCCAUCAGCGGCGCAUCUACCUGACCCUAGUCAAACCUCAUCAUCUGAUACGAAGCCUACUGCGCAGCAGAAAAACUCUCCUACGGAAACAGUGAAAUCUAGCGGAUUAAAGAAUGGGUCACCAAGUCGUGAAAAUCCAACUACUUCAAAUGGAAGCAGAUUUGAAAGAGGUCAUAGCUUAAUAGCAAUUUACAGUAUGAUUGUUGGAUUGUUUGCUGUAAUGGCUGCGAUGAUGCUUUUGUAA
Molecule: messenger RNA, 336 nt
Organism: Acaulospora morrowiae
Lineage: Eukaryota; Fungi; Glomeromycota; Glomeromycetes; Diversisporales; Acaulosporaceae
Source: the annotation of a GenBank genome assembly